Molecule: messenger RNA, 1581 nt
Organism: Fulvia fulva
Lineage: Eukaryota; Fungi; Ascomycota; Dothideomycetes; Mycosphaerellales; Mycosphaerellaceae
Product: Pre-mRNA-splicing factor
Exons: 1
Coding region: 1-1581 (526 amino acids)
Biological process (GO): mRNA cis splicing, via spliceosome; regulation of alternative mRNA splicing, via spliceosome
Cellular component (GO): U2-type prespliceosome; U2 snRNP; catalytic step 2 spliceosome
Molecular function (GO): RNA binding
Source: RefSeq, a predicted model, not a curated record
AUGGCCGCCGCGAAUGGCGAGGUUGCCAACGACGAUACAGCACCCCAGGAUGACUUCACCCAGAGAGGCCCCCCGGGCACCAUCCUGCCUCCCAAGUCGAUGCGGGACAUGAUCGAGAAGGUGGCAGCAUAUAUUGCACGCAAUGGAAAGACGUUCGAGGACAAGGUGAGAGCGGGAGGCGCUGCAAAGACUGCAUACCUCGAGCCGGAAGACGCCUACCACGCCUACUACAAAUGGCGUGUCGACGAGAUCAAAUCUGGUCGCGGACUGGAUGCGAACGCGCAGAACAUUGCCCGCAAGACAGACCCGAACUUCGCCGGCAAAGAAACACUGAAGCCACCACCGGAAUGGCAGUUCAGCGCUCGUAUGCCCAACAUCAGUGCGCAGGAUAUGGAGAUUGUCAAGCUUACUGCCUUGUAUGCGGCCAAGAAUGGCAGGAGCUGGGUCACUGGUCUGGCGCAGAGGGAAGGACACAACUACCAAUUCGACUUUUUGCGACCGCAGCAUUCGCUCAACAACUUCUUCAUGCGAAUGGUGGAUCAGUACAAAGACUUGCUUGAGGGAGAAACGGCGGAUCAUGGUGCGCCUCAGAAGAAGCGCGUUGCGGGGUUGCAAGAGCAUGUCACAAACCGCUUCCACGUUCUCGAGAGUGCGAAGAAACGCGCACACUACCAGCAGCAUCUGGAGAAGCAAAAGGUGGAGAAGGAAGAGAAAGCCGAGAAGGAGCGGAUAGCCUUCGCACAGAUCGACUGGCACGACUUCAGCGUGGUGCAGACGGUCACCUUCGAUGCGGCAGACGAGCAGGUCGACCUCCCACCACCAAAGACACUCAACGAUAUGCUGUCGCUGAGUCUGGAAGAGAAGGCCAACAUGCGUAUUGAUCCGAACAGAAGACUCGAGGAGUCGGUACCUGGCUUCGAUGAUUACGAAAACUUCUACGGCCAGCAACAGCAAUUCCCCGCAGCUCAAAUGCCGCAGGGAUACAACCCUCAGGCACCGGCUUCGGCUUCGGCAUCGCCAUCGCAAGGCACGCCGUACGCACCACCACCAUCAGAAGUACCGACCGUGCAAGCUGAACGUGAGCGGAUACGUGCAGCUGCAGCUGCCAACAAGCAGCAAGCACGCGUGCGCACCGACUACGUUCCACAAGCUCAACUCCGAAACCAGAUGCAAAACACCUCGAUAUGUCCAAUCUGUAAGCAGCCAAUUCCAAACAAUGAAAUGGAGCAGCACAUGAAGAUCGAGGCACUAUCACCAGAAUGGCGAGAACAAAUGGCCAAGAAUCAGCAUCGAAGUUCCACCACCAACCUCAACACUGCCGACGUUGCGAACAACCUCAAGCGUCUGGCGUCUCAACGAGCAGACGUCUUCGACCAGGUCACAGGUCAAGCGUUGAGUCCAGAGGAACAGGAGCGACGAAAGCGAGCAGAGUUGGGAGCCUACGAUGGCAUCAGUCAGGCGCCGAAUCCUGCAGCUCUGGGUGCGAUGGGACAACCGCCUCCAGGAGCCUUCCCACCUGGUGCUCAGCCGACAGAUGUUCAGCAGCAGAUCAGACAGCUGCAUGAGAGGUACAAGAGGUGA